UUCCUCUUCCCUUCUGUUCUCUUCUUUUCCUUUCUUUUCUCUCCUCUUCUCUCUGUCCCUCCUACUUUCACUCUCUCUCCACCGCUUUUCCUCACUCUCUUUUUCUCCCCCCUUGAAGGCACUGUUACUAGCAAUAGAGAGCUCUGGGGCUUGCCUGAAGCCAUGGACAGUCACCACUCCAGGAUUCCCCUUUUAGCGCCUCCUCCCCAUCUUAAUCUCAAAGUCCAGCAAGGAUAGUGAGCAGUUAGAGCCCGACCUCCAACCUACUUCCAUGGGGGUUUGCUUCCUGAGUAGGAGAGAUGACUCUAGUCUGGAGACAUUUGCUGAGACCCUUGUGCCUGGUCACCUCCGCUCCCAGGAUCCUUGAGAUGCGUCCUUUCCUGAGCCGUGCUUCCUGGACAUCAGUAACCAAGCUCGGUCUUCAUACAAGGCCCAGAAUGCCUCCAUGUGACUUCAUACCUGAAAGAUACCAGUCCCUUGGCUACAACCGUGUCCUGGAAAUCCACAAGGAACACCUUUCUCCUGUGGUGACGGCGUAUUUCCAGAAACCCCUGCUGCUCCAUCAGGGGCACAUGGAGUGGCUCUUUGAUGCUGAGGGAAACAGAUACCUGGAUUUCUUUUCCGGGAUUGUUACUGUCAGUGUUGGCCACUGCCACCCGAAAGUGAACGCAGUGGCACAAAAGCAACUCGGCCGCCUGUGGCAUACAAGCACUGUCUUCUUCCACCCUCCAAUGCACGAAUAUGCAGAGAAGCUUGCCGCACUUCUUCCUGAGCCUCUUAAGGUCAUUUUCUUGGUGAACAGUGGCUCAGAAGCCAAUGAGCUGGCCAUGCUGAUGGCCAGGGCGCACUCAAACAACAUAGACAUCAUUUCUUUCAGAGGAGCCUACCAUGGAUGCAGUCCUUACACACUUGGCUUGACAAAUGUAGGGACCUACAAGAUGGAACUCCCUGGUGGGACAGGUUGCCAACCAACAAUGUGUCCAGAUGUUUUUCGUGGCCCUUGGGGAGGAAGCCACUGUCGAGAUUCUCCAGUGCAAACAAUCAGGAAGUGCAGCUGUGCACCAGACUGCUGCCAAGCUAAAGACCAGUAUAUUGAGCAGUUCAAAGACACGCUGAGCACAUCUGUGGCCAAGUCAAUUGCAGGAUUUUUUGCAGAACCUAUUCAAGGUGUGAAUGGAGUUGUCCAGUACCCAAAGGGGUUUCUAAAGGAAGCCUUUGAGCUGGUGCGAGCAAGGGGAGGUGUGUGCAUUGCAGAUGAAGUGCAGACAGGAUUUGGAAGGUUGGGCUCUCACUUCUGGGGCUUCCAAACCCACGACGUCCUGCCUGACAUUGUCACCAUGGCUAAAGGGAUUGGGAAUGGCUUUCCCAUGGCAGCAGUCGUAACCACUCCAGAGAUUGCCAAAUCUUUGGCCAAACGCCUGCAGUACUUCAACACCUUUGGAGGGAACCCCAUGGCCUGUGCCAUUGGAUCUGCUGUGCUUGAGGUGAUUAAAGAAGAAAAUCUACAGGAAAACAGUCAAGAAGUUGGGACCUACAUGUUACUAAAAUUUGCUAAGCUGCGGGAUGAGUUUGAAAUUGUUGGAGACGUUCGAGGCAAAGGCCUCAUGAUAGGCAUAGAAAUGGUGCAGGAUAAGAUGAGCCGCCGACCUCUUCCCCGUGAAGAAGUGAAUCAGAUCCAUGAGGACUGCAAGCACAUGGGGCUCCUCGUUGGCAGAGGCGGCAUUUUUUCUCAGGUAAGAGAAAGACUGGUCUUUACCUAUCGCUCUAGGUAGGAGUCUCUCUGGUUU
Cercocebus atys (sooty mangabey) is the source of this 1787-nucleotide messenger RNA. It is a transcript of the gene AGXT2, whose product is annotated as alanine--glyoxylate aminotransferase 2. The coding region runs from base 300 to 1772 and encodes 490 amino acids. The record is from RefSeq and is a predicted model, not a curated record. NCBI's taxonomy places the organism in Eukaryota, Metazoa, Chordata, Mammalia, Primates, Cercopithecidae. Gene Ontology annotation, cellular component: mitochondrion. Gene Ontology annotation, biological process: glyoxylate catabolic process. The transcript is spliced from 13 exons. Gene Ontology annotation, molecular function: pyridoxal phosphate binding; L-alanine:glyoxylate transaminase activity.